AACUGAGAAAAGGAAGUGAAACUUACACACAACCAAACUCCCGGAGCACGAACAAAGAAACUUUGCUCUAACUGUGUUCAUCACAGUGAAUGUCAUCAUUAGAUUGAUUUGUCUUAAAUACAAUGGAGAGCAGGGUAAACCUACAGGAGUUACUGUCAGAGUAUGUUGUGGACACCUUCGGCUACAUUCAGACAGUAAGAGACUUCUGCGACAAAGCAGAAAAAUGGACCCUUCAGAGAAAGACAGAGCUAUAGAUGAUGAGAGACAUCAAGGAUCAAGCAGACAAAAUCAUUCUUAAGUUUGAUCAUGUUAAGAAGUCAAAGAACAAAGGCAAGGCUUUUGGGCAGUACCUGAAGAGUGGUUUAACUCAAAUCACAGCUGACUCCAGACGAUAGAAACUGGAGAAGAGUCUGAGUGCUGUCCUGAAAGACACGUUUGAUGGGCUGGAGAAACUUGAGCACUUCCUGGAUGCAGUGGAGAAACUUGCAGUUACCUCGCUGUUUGUCUUCACUCACUUCACUGCAAGUUUCCUACCGAAGGGGGAGAGUCCUGAAAGUGUGCGAUUGGUCAUCACAGCUGCCAGAAUGGCCUCUCCUCUCCUCAUCCACUUUAAACGAAAUGAUGAAACAUUCUUUCUUCCAAUUCUCAAUAAUGUGGAUGUCCUGGCCUUUCAGCUAGACAAAUACAUACAGAUUACACAACUGCUUUGUGAGAGAAUGGAUAAAAGAUGGAUAAAGGAUGAUCCUUUACAGUAUAGUCUGAAUGUAAAGAGUUCCAAGAAAAAAAUGCUUAAUCGUUUGAACCAGUUGAAAAAAAUCAGAAUGGACCAGAACACCAGGUUGAUGUUCCUUUUUCAGGAGAAUGCUUUAAACUUCAUUGGUUUCUUCGGGCAGCGUCGCUCUAGGAUGGAACAGUUCCUAUCAGAUCUGGAGAAAAGUGCAGUUCAGCUGGACAGGAUGAAGUUCGGGGCCAAUAUCUCCACUGUAGCUGGUAGUUCAGUGGGUGUAGCAGGGGGUGUCUUGUCUAUUGUUGGCCUCGCUCUUGCUCCUGUCACUGCAGGGGUGUCUCUGGCUCUCACUUUGACAGGGGUUGGUCUGGGAGUGACCAGUGGUGUCAAUAGUUUGGUCACAGGUAUCACUGAAACAGCGGUCAACAUUCACCACGGUAAAAAUUCACAAAGCAUUUUCCAGAGAUACAUGAAAGAUGUGAAAAAGAUUCAAGGCCGUUUGGAGAAGGCCAGUUUGGAACGUGUACAGAUCCCUGAUAUGAUCAGAGCUGGGAGGUUAAUUCUCCAUGCUAGAAUAGUGAUCAAAGGUAAUGAUGCCCUGGCGGAAAAGCGAAACCACCUGGUGGUUAAAGUGCAAAAGCGAAAAGGAACACGGAGUGCCAAGUGGCCUAAAGUGGUCGAAAUGGUCACAGCUGGGAAGACGGUGGCACCUCUUGUAGGAGUGGGCAAAGGUAUUGAUGUCCUGGUAGAUGCAGCUUCAGCUGUUAAAGUCCUUCAAAGUGAGGAAGUGAUUGCCACUGCAACCAAGAUAGGGCUACAGGAGGCACAAAGUGCUCGUAGUAUUCCCAAACUGGCUGCAGACUUGCCUGACAUUGGGCAGCUGGCAAAAGGGACACCCCUUGCACUCUCAAACUCAGCAAGAGCUGGAUUUAUCACUGCAAACGCCCUGUUUAUUGGCUUUGAUAUCUUUUUUAUUUGCAAAGACAGCAUAAGUCUGGCAAAAGGCAGCAAGAGUGAGAAAGCACAGCUCAUCCGGUCGAGAGCAGCUCUGUGGAAGUCUGAGCUGGAGGCCUGGAAACAGAUUUAUGAUUCCUUAUGCAUAGGAAAACUGAGAUUUAGGAGGAGCCAAAAAUUGUUGGAGCAACCCCUUUUCCCUUAGAUAUAGUAAUGAGUCUACAGGAAAAGGAUUUAUGUAAACGUUAACCGAUAGAAUAUGUGUACCUUACAUCGUUUAUUUGUGUACCCAUGACAAAGAACUGUCAGACCAAUGUACUUUAAGUCUGAGGAAUGGCUAAGUACAGCUAUACAGUGUUUUGAUUUACCUGUUGCCAAUUUAGUUGUAAACAUAAUCAUAUAAACAUUUAAAUGCCAAGGCACAGCUUGCUCUGUUCAUUUUUUUACUUUUGGGGGUAGACUACUAUGACUUUUUAAUGUAUAAUCAGAUAUAGUCUAGUAUCAGAGAUUCUGAAUUUUAUAUGUAAUAACAAUUUACUCUUUGUGGUGUAUGUGGUGUAUAUUGGGGGUCAUGAAUGCCAUGUGUCAUUACUGAGUUUCUCCAGAUGGCUUGUUAUUGAUGUCAAUUCAUUAAAUAAACUGCUUUAAAACUUA
Messenger RNA from Triplophysa rosa, 2335 nucleotides. RefSeq names its product apolipoprotein L1-like. The coding region runs from base 585 to 1886 and encodes 433 amino acids. NCBI's taxonomy places the organism in Eukaryota, Metazoa, Chordata, Actinopteri, Cypriniformes, Nemacheilidae. The record is from RefSeq and is a predicted model, not a curated record. Gene Ontology annotation, biological process: lipid transport; lipoprotein metabolic process. Gene Ontology annotation, molecular function: lipid binding. The transcript has 4 exons. Gene Ontology annotation, cellular component: membrane; extracellular region.